CAGCCGGCCACUCCCUGUGGACCUGGCGAAUGAGACACAGCGGAUGCAGAGUCGGCAAGGAAAAGACCAGCCCCUGAGAGCCCCGUGGGAGGAGGAGCAGCCCAAACCCAGUGUGGGCGGUAUUGAUGCCUGCCUUGGCUUACUCCAGCCAAGAUGGAAGGUGACUUCCAAGAAUACAGAAGCAGCCAACAAGAAAGCAAAAGGGAGAGGGAAGAGGAAGAAAGCAAAUCAAGGUGCAGACAUGAAGUUAGCCCAAGAGAUGCAGUUUCUGCAAAGCUGCUGUGUGCAGACCGGCAGUCCUGGAGCACCGUGGGGAGCAAAGGUGCCUUCCGCUAUCAUUGGCAGAGUCACAAUGUCAAGCACAGUGGCGUGGACGACAUGGUGCUGCUGUCCAAGAUCACGGAGAGCUCCAUCGUGGAGAACCUGAAGAAGAGGUACCUGGACGACUACAUCUUCACAUAUAUAGGGUCCGUAUUAAUCUCAGUCAACCCUUUCAAGCAGAUGCCGUAUUUUGGGGAAAAGGAAAUUGAAAUGUACCAAGGAGCGGCACAGUAUGAAAACCCACCACAUAUCUAUGCCCUCGCGGACAGCAUGUACAGGAACAUGAUCAUCGACAGGGAGAACCAGUGUGUCAUCAUCAGUGGUGAAAGUGGUGCUGGAAAGACAGUUGCUGCGAAGUACAUCAUGAGCUACGUCUCUCGGGUGUCAGGAGGAGGUCCCAAAGUCCAGCACGUGAAGGACAUCAUCUUGCAGUCCAAUCCACUGCUGGAGGCCUUCGGGAAUGCCAAGACCGUCCGCAACAACAACUCCAGCCGAUUUGGAAAAUACUUUGAAAUCCAGUUCAGUCCAGGUGGGGAACCAGAUGGAGGAAAGAUCUCCAAUUUCCUUCUGGAAAAGUCUAGGGUGGUGAUGAGGAACCCUGGAGAGCGGAGUUUUCACAUAUUUUACCAGCUGAUCGAAGGCGCCUCAGCCGAGCAGAAGCACAGCCUCGGGAUCACCAGCAUGGACUAUUACUACUACCUGAGCCUCUCCGGAUCCUAUAAGGUCGACGAUAUCGACGACAAGCGGGAGUUCCAGGAAACCCUGCACGCCAUGAAUGUGAUCGGCAUCUUCUCGGACGAGCAGACGCUGGUGCUGCAGAUUGUGGCCGGGAUUCUCCACCUGGGCAACAUCAGCUUCAAGGAAGUGGGCAACUACGCGGCCGUGGAGAGUGAAGAGUUUUUGGCUUUUCCCGCCUAUCUGCUGGGCAUAAACCAGGACCGGCUGAAAGAGAAGCUCACGAGCCGGCAGAUGGACAGCAAGUGGGGGGGCAGGUCGGAGUCCAUCCAUGUGACCCUCAACGUGGAGCAGGCCUGCUACACCAGGGACGCGCUCGCCAAGGCCCUGCACGCCCGCGUCUUCGACUUCCUGGUGGAUUCCAUCAACAAAGCCAUGGAGAAGGACCACGAAGAAUACAACAUUGGGGUCCUGGACAUCUAUGGCUUUGAGAUAUUCCAGAAAAAUGGCUUUGAACAGUUUUGCAUCAAUUUUGUUAAUGAAAAAUUACAGCAGAUUUUUAUUGAACUGACAUUAAAGGCGGAACAGGAAGAGUAUGUCCAAGAGGGGAUACAGUGGACACCCAUUGAGUACUUCAAUAACAAAAUCGUGUGUGACCUCAUAGAGAACAAAGUUAACCCUCCUGGGAUAAUGAGCAUCCUGGACGACGUGUGCGCCACCAUGCACGCUGUGGGCGAGGGGGCUGAUCAGACGCUGCUGCAGAAGCUGCAGAUGCAGAUUGGGAACCAUGAGCACUUCAACAGCUGGAACCAAGGCUUCAUCAUCCACCACUAUGCCGGCAAGGUAUCCUAUGACAUGGACGGCUUCUGUGAGCGGAACCGGGAUGUGCUUUUCAUGGAUCUGAUCGAACUCAUGCAGAGCAGUGAGCUACCUUUUAUAAAGUCUUUAUUUCCUGAAAAUCUGCAAGCUGACAAGAAAGGACGCCCAACUACUGCUGGAAGCAAAAUAAAGAAACAAGCCAAUGACCUCGUGAGCACCCUGAUGAAAUGCACACCGCACUACAUCCGCUGCAUAAAACCAAACGAAACCAAGAAGCCCCGAGACUGGGAGGAAAGCAGAGUAAAGCACCAGGUGGAGUAUCUGGGUCUGAAAGAAAACAUCCGUGUGAGGCGAGCUGGUUAUGCCUAUCGGCGCGUCUUCCAGAAAUUCCUGCAGAGGUACGCCAUCCUGACCAAAGCCACCUGGCCAGUGUGGCAUGGUGAUGAGAAGCAGGGUGUCCUGCACCUGCUGCAGUCUGUCAACAUGGACAGUGACCAGUUCCAGCUGGGCAGGAGCAAAGUGUUCAUCAAAGCCCCCGAAUCUCUGUUUCUUCUAGAAGAGAUGAGAGAGAGAAAGUAUGAUGGGUAUGCUCGAGUGAUACAGAAAUCAUGGAGAAAAUUUGUGGCCCGGAAGAAAUAUGUCCAAAUGAGAGAAGAAGCCUCAGACCUGCUAUUGAACAAGAAGGAAAGAAGGCGAAACAGUAUCAACCGGAACUUCAUCGGGGAUUACAUCGGGAUGGAGGAGCACCCCGAACUCCUGCAGUUUGUGGGCAAGAGGGAGAAGAUUGAUUUUGCAGACACGGUCACCAAGUACGACAGGAGGUUCAAGGGUGUAAAGCGAGACCUGCUUCUUACCCCGAAGUGCCUGUACUUAAUUGGACGAGAAAAGGUCAAACAGGGCCCAGACAAAGGCCUCGUGAAAGAAGUCGUAAAGCGGCGAAUUGAGAUGGAGCGAAUCCUGUCCGUGUCCCUCAGCACCAUGCAGGAUGACAUUUUCAUCCUCCACGAGCAAGAGUAUGACAGUUUGCUUGAGUCUGUCUUCAAAACUGAAUUCUUAAGCCUCCUAGCCAAGCGUUAUGAGGAGAAAACCCAGAAGCACCUACCUCUGAAAUUCAGCAACACGCUUGAACUGAAGCUGAAAAAGGAGAACUGGGGUCCCUGGAGUGCAGGGGGCUCCCGGCAGGUGCAGUUCCACCAAGGCUUUGGUGACCAGGCCAUCCUCAAGCCCAGUAACAAAGUGCUGCAGGUCAGCAUCGGACCCGGGCUGCCCAAGAACUCCCGUCCUACCCGAAGGAACACUACCCAAAGCAGAGAUGAUUCCUCUAGGACUCAGAAUGCCAACUACCCGAUGAGAGCCGCCCCUCCUCCCCCAGGCCACCAGCAGAACGGUGUCAUCAAAAACCAGUUUGUGCCAUACCCCCAGGCGCCUGGAAACCAGAGGUCCAAUCAGAAGGGCCUGUACACCUCCAUGGCCCGCCCCCCGUUGCCGCGGCAACAGUCCACAGGCUCAGACCGAUUGUCACAGACGCCAGAGAGCCUGGAUUUCCUCAAGGUCCCAGACCAGGGUGCUGCAGGUGUCCGGAGACAGACGACCAGCCGGCCCCCGCCAGCGGGGGGCAGGCCCAAGCCCCAGCCCAAGCCCAAGCCCCAGGUGCCGCAGUGCAAGGCGCUGUACGCCUAUGACGCUCAGGACACGGACGAGCUCAGCUUCAAUGCCAACGACGUCAUCGAUAUCAUCAAGGAAGAUCCCUCCGGCUGGUGGACGGGUCGGCUACGAGGCAAGCAGGGCCUGUUCCCCAACAACUACGUGGCCAAGAUGUGAGGCGCCCGGUCACUGUCACGGACGGGGGAGGGGACAUCUCGGGGUUCCCCUUCUGAUCCACAGUGAGCAGGCGCUUCUCCAAGGCCCGGAGCUGUGCAGGUACCUUCCACACGGAGGACCCUGAGAAGUGGAGUGAGGGCCGGAGCACCACUCUGUAAAUGAUCCUGAAAGGGAGCCUAUUCGGAGGAGCCGGGAGGGCAAAAGCACCACCCAGCUAGAUUUAUUUAUUGUAUUUAAACCUGCUGAGGACAAGCAAGGGCGCUCGACCUUGUUGGCUUCUCUCCCAAUAGCAACUGGCUCUCCAGGCCCAAAGAAGCCCGUGGGGGCCCCUGACAAGUGCCUUGAAUCGAAGAGCACAUUUCUGUCCUCCCCGUUCCGUCUCUGACACGUUCCUCUGUGACCUCAAGACAAGAAGGACUGCACUGUGGGGCACAGAGUGCCCAGCUAGCACGGGCCCUGGCCUUGCUUUCUCUGGGUCUUCAGAUGGAAUGAGGCUGGCCUGUGCGGGUGUUAUGUGUAAUGCUGUACUUAUUACAAGAAGGAUCUCUCUCAAGCUGUACAUUUAUGAAAAAGAAAAACAGAUCAUAUACUGUAUAUAUAAAAUCUCGAGAUGGUAGAAGCGUGUCCGAAUG
This is a messenger RNA of Fukomys damarensis (Damara mole-rat), 4268 nucleotides long. RefSeq names its product myosin IE (gene Myo1e). The coding region runs from base 154 to 3636 and encodes 1160 amino acids. Lineage: Eukaryota; Metazoa; Chordata; Mammalia; Rodentia; Bathyergidae. The transcript is spliced from 29 exons. Gene Ontology annotation, molecular function: microfilament motor activity; actin filament binding; ATP binding. Gene Ontology annotation, cellular component: myosin complex; vesicle; plasma membrane. The record is from RefSeq and is a predicted model, not a curated record. Gene Ontology annotation, biological process: vesicle transport along actin filament; actin filament organization.